Pecten maximus is the source of this 1995-nucleotide messenger RNA. RefSeq names its product beta-1,3-galactosyltransferase brn-like. NCBI's taxonomy places the organism in Eukaryota, Metazoa, Mollusca, Bivalvia, Pectinida, Pectinidae. The record is from RefSeq and is a predicted model, not a curated record. Gene Ontology annotation, molecular function: UDP-glycosyltransferase activity; hexosyltransferase activity. The coding region runs from base 828 to 1859 and encodes 343 amino acids. The transcript has 3 exons. Gene Ontology annotation, cellular component: membrane.
CGACUUUGUUAUGGCCAUUUUGUUCUGAGCGGCUGUCGAGUAGAACAUCAGGUAUGAGACCCUGGUAGGGACUACAGUGAAUGCUGAUCGCGCUCAGGCAUAUUAGCCGCUAGUGAUUGGCCGUUCUUACCGAGGACAAAAGAAGGACCAACUCUUCGACAGUUGAAAACUUCGUCAGUAAACAACAGUCUCCAGGAAAACAUAGUUCGGAUGUAAGACUGCAUUAUCUCGCGCCAAGAUGUGGUUUUCAGUUCCAUCUGAACGCUGAAUGAAAGAGGAUCGUAACUUCACACGAAUUUUCAUCCGUCGGCGAGUCAGCAGUUGAAUUUCAGACUGAGUGAUGGAUAUAUUUCUAUUUAUGACGUCUGCAGUGCCUGUUGGAAGGUUAUUUACCAAAGUUGGUCAGAUCAUAAAGCACCCCUAACAGUUACUUACAGUCUUCAAAUGGCGUCCUUACACGAGGAGCCAUUGGAUACAAAUACACACAUCGUCGAUAUCAAUGCUUCCGAUUCAUCUUAUCCUUUAACCGAACAUAUCCAUAUAUAACCUGAUAUAAAUAUCAUUCAGAUAUGGACUGUGACCUCUAAACCCAAUCGCCAUCAUGCGUUUAAUGUGUCUUUGUCGUCGAAGAAAUAUCCCGUUUUUCUUCAUUUUAACAAUUGUUAUUGUCCCUAAUUAAUGUGUAUAGGAAUAGGUUCUAUGGCAAUGACAACUUACCAAAAAUUAAACAGGUACCUUAUCCUCUAGUUACCAUCAGUUCUGACAUCGGCGAUCCAGAACUAACUACGUCAUAUUCAACUCGCGCGACGUUUCCGUCAUAUAUUCAAAUGCAUCCCCCGGUUCCUAAUAACCAUCCUGUGGUAGUGAAGGAGCUUCCAUUUCAAAAAUUUCAGUAUCCUUUAGAAAUCAACAUGAAGGAAUUAGUGAAAAACAUUACCAAGAAUGGAGCCAGCGACAUCGCGCCUUUAAAUGUAUAUCCAUAUUCCUACUUGAUAUCUUCGGAAUCUUUAUGUAAACCAAUUGAAAAAGUAUUCCUGUUGUUUAUUAUAAAAUCUGCAGCUGAGAAUUUUGAUCAAAGACAAGCUAUCCGUGAAACGUGGGCCAAGCAGGCUUAUUUUCAAAAGGAUGUAAUACGCCAUGCCUUCUUGCUUGCAAGGUCAAGGAAUAAAACCACAAAUGACCUUAUUUUUAUGGAAAAUUGGAUGCAUAAGGAUAUUGUUAAGAUGUCCUUUAUUGAUGGCUACUUCAACAAUACGUAUAAAACUACUGGCGGCAUCAACUGGUCUGUUAAAUAUUGUCCCACAUCUAGGUUUGUGAUGUUAGUCGAUGAUGAUGUUUACGUUUCGACUUAUAAUCUUUUAGAAUACCUUCAUACUGUACCUGAGAAUAUUUCUGACUCUUUCUUCGCGGGAGCCAUCUCGUCUGACGUUCCACAGAGGGGAAUACACCAGAAAUGGUAUAUGCCUGUGAAAGAAUACCCUUUCAAACGUUAUCCGCCUUUCCUCAGUGCUGGGUCUGUGAUAAUGACUAUGGACUAUGUUAAAAGACUCCAGAUUGCUAUGCAAUUUACUAAAAGUUUUAAAUUCGAUGAUGUCUUCCUAGGAAUCGUGGCUUAUAAACUUGGUGUUAAACCUAUACACGUCCCGAGAAUUAAAAUGAUUAAGUUUAUAUCCUACAGGAAUCACACAUUUAAAAUAAUCCUAGCCGCCCAUGGGUAUGGAACUCCCAACGAGUUGAGGACAGCAUGGUACCACAAUUUAAGGACAAAACUGACAAAUGAUGAAACUAUUCUACAACGGUCCACACUGGACCCUGAACAUAACGAACCGUUGUUGAAAUAUAACGUUAAAACAAGUUAAAAACAACUGAAAAAAUGCGUUUGAUUCAAUAAAUGAUCAAAUCAUUUAGAUAAUUUAUUGAUUGAUCAUUGAUUAAUAAUUUAAUUUUGCUUGUAACAAGCAUUUUCAUUGGCUCAAAAAAUUAUGUUAUCAUCUC